AUGUUACAUAAACAACCUGAGGGUGGUUUGCCCUUGGAUGCUUUAACGCAUCUGGGAGAAUCCAUCGCUAAACUGGAGGAUGUUCGCGAAGUCGUGUGGGACAUAUUACAACCGAGACUUAAAUGUGAAAAAGGGAAGAAUGAUAGCCCUGUGUUUGCCUUACCUCUGUUGAUUAGGGAAAGUGCUGAACUCAAACACAUGUUUUCCAUAGAGUACAGUCUGGUGUUCCAUUGUGCUAAAUGUGACUAUAGACAAGAGAACAAGUUCCAGAAGGCACUGCCUUCCUUACCUAAUGUUCCAGCUGACUUCAGUAUGAAAGCACCAGCAUUUAUUCGGAAUUGUUUCCGGUGUGAAGCCCCUGGUCAGAAAAUGGAAAUGAAAAUUCACAGGAUGCAAGAUAUAGCUAUGUUACAUUUUCUACAAGGUUUACCUAAAGUGGUUUAUGAUGAACUAGAUUUUGAGUUUGAAGGAAGUUUGUAUAGUGUAACAGCAGUGGUCCAGUAUAAAAACAACCCUGAUCAUUUUGUUUCUUGGUUGAGAAACCCACAAGGGAAUCAAUGGAUGGAAUGUGAUGAUUUGAAGUCACCCUUGUGCCAGUUUGAAAAUGCACCACCCAGAAUCCCACCAGAGCAGAUACACAUAGUGAUGUGGGAGAAG
This is a messenger RNA of Lottia gigantea (owl limpet), 657 nucleotides long. RefSeq lists its product as hypothetical. Gene Ontology annotation, biological process: protein desumoylation; Cajal body organization. Gene Ontology annotation, cellular component: Cajal body. The annotation marks the transcript as partial. Lineage: Eukaryota; Metazoa; Mollusca; Gastropoda; Lottiidae. Gene Ontology annotation, molecular function: SUMO binding. The record is from RefSeq and is a predicted model, not a curated record. The transcript has 3 exons.